CGGCAGGCACCUCCACGUGGUGCAGAGCGUGAGUACUCUAGCGGCUCGCUAGACGAAACCGAGUCCUCGCCUUGAUAAGCUUCGUUCUACACCUUUGAACGCAUGUAUCGACAUUUGCCAAAGUGCUUCAUGGUGACGAGGAUAUACAAAGACAUUUAGUCAGUACACCGAUUCGAGGCACCAAGUCGAGACCUUCGUACCAUGGUCACCAAUUCAACUUUUUGUUCGAGUAACACCGCUCGUCUUUGUAAGACACUUGGCACUCGUUCACCGGUCUCGUCAAAUAUGCGAAGCAGUGACUUUCUUCUGCGUCGUUGUCGACCUCGUCGUCCUGAUCUUCACAGCUCCGAAAAAAGAUCAGACCAAGGCCGAUCCUUGUGACCGCCUCACGAUCGGCUCGUCAUACACAAGGUCUCGAUGAGCAUGGCGGUAGACAAUGAUAACAGAUCCCGAUAUAAAGAGGAUGUUUACUACAGCAUGUGCAGUUUUGGUGGCAUCAGCACACAUGUUCGGCCAGCACCCGGACAAUGUCAGCGUGGAGGGCGCUUUGCCACCAACGACCGAUCUCAAUCAGUCAUUCACAGUCCAGUACCUCCCGGUCCAAGAUUGCAGCCUGUUCUACGAUGACAAUUCUCUAUUCCAAUUAAGUUGACCUCCCACAGAAGACCUUUGCACAAGAAUACCGAAAGCCAGUCGCUUGGACCUAAUGUCGAAUUUCUUCACCAUCACCUGUAGGAGGCGCAAAAGAUGCAGUACGUACAGUCCGUGUACUGUGGUCCGCAUACGCAUAAGAUGGAGGCGUUACAUCAGGCGGACUCCAGUCUCUCCAAGACUUUGACCAAGCGCUUACAAUUCUCAAAGUCUUCCACGGUCCUCUCUAACGGGAGUGACGCUUUGGCACCUAGUGGGAGUCUCACCGUCCAGCACAAGAUCUUGCCCCUGCCUCGACUUCGUGAAUGGAUGGCGUGCGUCCUUUUGAAGGCCGAGAAGGUCGUGGGACGGCGUUACUCCACCUCCCAGACCGGCUCUCGCUCAAGAGGUACGACCCGGUCCAUUUUAAAGAAGCCUUCCAGGACCACAGUUGUUGACAUUCCGUGUAGGAAGAAAUCCGUCCUGGUGUGGCGGGUGGAAGCGCAUCUUCGAGGAGAUAUGCACACAGCCUGUCAGGGCCUUCCACAGUCCCGCUGGUGGGCCUCCUGUGUCACAGAGAAGCAACGCUACGAGAGGGACAAAGUCAUUGUCGUUGAGGAGAGGUAGAAGGAGAACGAAUGAGCCGAAUUCGAAAGAAGCAAUAGGGACCUAACCAAAACCAGCUAUAAAGUCCUGUUCUCUGUCGUUGAGACCUCGGUGGUCUCCAGGACAUAUUGCUCCGUUUACUCAGCAGGCGUAAGAGAUGCAGUACAUGACCGGGUGUGCCGGUCUUUUCAUUACACACAACCAAUAUCCCGGGCGAUAUGCCAACUUAACCUAACCCAGACGCAAGAGAUGCAGUACAUAUUCGGCCUGGGUUGCCGGUGUGCCGGAGUGCUCUCGAUUGCUUAACACAAUAAACUAUUGUUCUGACGCUGAAGGGCUCCAUGACGCCAACGGCUAACCAAAUCCACACCGAACUGGGUCCAUAGCCAGGAGUUCCCUGGCGCAAGAGAUACAGUACAUACAUCCCUUGGUCUGUUCUGCUACUGAUUUACACGAUUCAUCUACACAUACACACUGUAUCUAGUGAGUUGGUGCCGGGCAAGACCACGUGAACUGCCUCGGACUGAGCCCGAGGUCCGGGCUAAUGACCGAGCCUUCUCAUUGGUCAGUCUUGCUAGUGACUCCCUCUCAUUGGUCAGUUGUCAACCUCCCCUGAAUACUUCGAGCAAAGCGAUAUUCAAGAUGAGUUCGUGUGAGAAAACUCCUCCCAAAUCAAGCAUCAAUCUUAGAGAUGAGGGUGACUGGGACAGCUGGAUACGUCAAAUCGAGGGCGUGGCAGUCACCAGAGACAUUUAAUCGACGAUAAACCCUCAGAACCUGACUAAACUCCGCAUUCCAAGCUGGAGCGACCAGUCCGACCAACAGACCCAACACUCGAGCAAUCCGCGAGAUUCAAUAUGGAUAUGCAAGAAUAUAUCACUAAGAGCAAAAGGAGUAGAGAGCAAGCAAAGGCUUUCGAGAAAAUCAAUGAUCUCAUCGAUUCAACAGUUGACCCAAGGCUCCUGGCAAGCCGAAGUGCAUCAUCAACGUUUACAAACACUAAUUUCUAUUCCUGGCUGUCGCGAGCCCGUUCCCACAGACCAGACCGGGCUGGAUGCCCCACUUCCCACACGCAAGAGAUGC
Molecule: messenger RNA, 2319 nt
Organism: Exophiala mesophila
Lineage: Eukaryota; Fungi; Ascomycota; Eurotiomycetes; Chaetothyriales; Herpotrichiellaceae
Exons: 1
Coding region: 748-1257 (169 amino acids)
Source: RefSeq, a predicted model, not a curated record